Cucurbita maxima (winter squash) is the source of this 511-nucleotide messenger RNA. RefSeq lists its product as uncharacterized. Gene Ontology annotation, biological process: regulation of DNA-templated transcription. Lineage: Eukaryota; Viridiplantae; Streptophyta; Magnoliopsida; Cucurbitales; Cucurbitaceae. The coding region runs from base 68 to 331 and encodes 87 amino acids. The transcript has a single exon. The record is from RefSeq and is a predicted model, not a curated record.
GGACACAUCAACAAACUCUCUCUUCCAAUUCCAAAAAUUCCCCAUUCGUUUUUCAACGUUCUUGGAAAUGGAAUAUUACAAUUGUGAUGAGGCCAAAGGGAUUGCGAAGGUGAAGUGGCAGAGGAGAGGGAGGCGCGGCGGACUGCACGGCGGCAGCUCCUCCGUGCACAUGAAGAUGAGAAAGCUGCAGCGGCUCAUCCCCGGAGGGCGGAGGUUGAAACCGGACCGGCUAUUCUUAAAAACGGCGGAUUAUAUUAUGCAAUUGAGGUCUCAAGUUCAUGUUUUGCAAGCGCUUUCCAAGAUCUACGACCCCCGACUUUCUCAAUAUUGAUCUCUCUCUCUCUCUCUUCUUUUUUUCUCUCUCCCCUUUUUACUCUUUUUUUUUCUCAAAAUGGAAAAGAUUAUCACCUGGUACGAUAUUAUCUAUUUUGACUAUUACCUCUCGAUUUUAAGAGAAGUUUGUACUUUUCAAGAUAUCUCAUACAAAAUGAAGAUAGUAUUUCUUGAUUAU